Angiostrongylus costaricensis is the source of this 6828-nucleotide messenger RNA. NCBI's taxonomy places the organism in Eukaryota, Metazoa, Nematoda, Chromadorea, Rhabditida, Metastrongylidae. The record is from the annotation of a GenBank genome assembly.
AUGUGGACACAGAUCCUGUGUUUUUCCGUCGUCGCUGCCGCCGCCACUCUGACGGUAGUGGUGUACGCAGCGCCAUUGAAUGUACCACAAAGCAUCACUUGUCCUGAUAACAAAAUCUACGUCUUCGUUAACCAAUCGGACGUCGACAGAACACCUUACAUUUUCGUCGAAAUUCACGCUGAUGACUUACAAGACUGUAUUCAUAAAUGCUUUGGAAAUGAGUUUUGCUACUCGCUAAAAUACGACAGUACAGCUGCCGACAAGUGUUCACUAUACUAUUUCGCUUCGUUCAACUGUACAGCACAUGAACUGGUACUAGCUACCGAUGUGCAGUAUCGUGGUGGCACCACCAUCAUCGAUUGUCUCAAAUGUCCUGCUAAUAGAGAUUUCGUCACCGCUCCACCAUUCUUUGCUCUCAACGAUCAAGCUUUUCUAACAAAGGAUUUGAAUGAUCGUACAUUUGUUUCUAAGCCACCUAGGAAUGAACUCACUAGCGAUAUUGGAUCGAAAUUCUCAGGAGGGUUUCCACCGAGCAGGGAGCCUACGGCGGAAUGGCGUAACACUGUAGAACAGAAAGGUUCGCCGAAGGAUUUUCUCAAGAAACUAGGUCAUAAAGAUGAAACAAAAUCAAACGCACUUGUGAUCCUUCAUCAAGAAGACAAGGUUGACACUACCAUUCACGAAGACCAAACAACACUGCCAUCUGCAACUUCUACGGAAACCAAUAAAAAUUGUCUCAUCAAAUUCCAAGCUCGACCAUUCUCUGACCAUCCACCAGAGUUCAAUGCAUCACUUGAAAUUGAGUUUCUAGUGGAUUCAGCAGAAAUGUGUGCUUUUCGCUGUUAUCAGGAUGGAUGUAGUGGUGCUAAAUACGAUCCCACAGCUAGUUCAUGCGCCCUGUCAUACAAUGACAAUCCGUUCUGCACUAAGGAAGACAUGUUGCUUCAGUACAAGACUGAUCAAGUAACGUGGCUGAAUUGUGUCAACUGCUACAAGACGACUGCCACAAAUGGCACUACCGAUGCUCUUCUUCCUUCUGCUUCACAAGCAUCUCCAAUGACUGAGACGGAGACAUCAACCAUUGAUUCACUAUCUAAAAAAAAACAUCGCCCAAUAACUAAUGCGAACAAGUUCCAAAAAGGUUGUCUCAUAAAGUUUCAAGCACGUCCUAUCAGUGAACGUCCAUCUCAAUCAAAAGCACCUUUCGAACUGCAACUAUCAGCCGAAUCGAUUGAACUGUGCGCCAGCCAUUGCUAUCAGGACGGUUGCAGUGGAGCAGCAUAUGAUCCAACUACGAGGAUUUGUUCUCUAGCAUAUAAUGACGAACAGUACUGCGACAAAUCACCAAUCUUUCAUCAUUAUAAUGCUACAAAUAUCACUUGGAUUCACUGUUUGAAUUGCUAUGGAAUCAGCGAACCUGAUCCCACUACAGAUUCGCCAUCGCAAUCAACCACCAUUUCUCCGUCCAUCACUACUUCACAGCAGCAUACGGCGAUCAUAUCUAACAAUGUCGGCGAAAAAUUGGAAAAUGAUACACAAACUGAAAUAACCUCUCAGUUUCAAAGAAAUUGUGCGAUAAAAUUUCAAGCCCGACCAUUGUCGGAACGACCUUCACAGCUUCACGCUGAAUUCGAAUUGGAAUUACAAGCAGACUCCGUCGAAUUGUGUGCGACACGUUGCUAUCAGGAUGGGUGUACCGGAGCCAAGUUUGACCCGAAAACGAGGUCGUGUGAACUCUCAUACACCGAUAAGAACUUUUGCAAUAACUCAGAUGUUAUUUUGCGUUAUGAAGCAACUGAACCAACUUGGAUCCAUUGCGUGAAUUGUUAUACUGUACGACCUCAUCUAACGGAAGAAACUCCAGUCCGCCCUUCGGAUAUAACCAGCGGGUCUACACCGCCAUCAUCAAAGUUCCACGAAGCAAAUGAGGAGUUUCAGGAUUUCCUGAAAAAAAGUCCAGAAGGUUGCAUUGUGCGCUUCCAAUUCGUCAAGCUUGCAGAACGUCCACCUCAACUAAUUUCGAACUUCGAAACGUCCUUCACAACCGAAACAGCUGAAAUAUGUGCAUUCCAAUGUUAUCGGAAUGGUUGCACUGGUGCAAAAUUUGUGCCGGAAACAAAUGGAUGUUCGCUGUCAUAUGAUGCUAAGCCGUAUUGUUCCAAAUCGAUGCUUGUUACCCUUUCUCAUGUGGAACAGCCCAUAUUCAUACACUGCUUGAGUUGCGUUCCAAGAAAUGCCAGCGUUGACGAACAUGGCGACGGCUUUCUGUCUUCGAAUAUAGACGCACUUCCAGAACAGGAGGAGAAACAAAGCAGCAACUUAUCAAUUCCACAAACUGAAACAACACAGGAAGAAAGCGGAGAAAUUCCACUCCUUCAAGAAGAAUUAUCUUCUCCGGCAAUAGAAACCAGUGGAGAAGAACCACAGGAUAAUUUGCCGAUAGUUCAAGCAAGCAUAGACAAAACAACAACAUUAGAUGAAACUCAGAUGCCGUCAGAAUCGGUUACAGCAAGCUCUCCAGCAAAUACUAAUGAAAAACUUACAAAAACAUCAUCAAGUCCUCAAUUUACAACUGAACAGUUCACCUCGACUGAAAAAUCAUCCGCGGCGCUGGUUAAGGAAGAGACCGGAGAAAUUCCAGAACCCGAAGAAAAAACGCUUUCGCCAGCCAGUGGGGAAGAACCAGUGGAUAGCAGUAUUUUACCGAAAAUCGAGGCGAGCACGGACGAGACAACAACACUAGGUGAAGCCCACCUGCCAGCGGAAUCUGUAGCAACAAGUUCUCCGGUAAUCACUAAUGAAGAUCUCACAACAGUGCCAUUAGGUACAGAACCUACAAUUGAACAGGUGACGACGACGGAAGAAUCAUCUACGAUGCCGGUAAAGGAGGAUAGCGAAGAAAUUCGGUUACCUGAAGAAGAAACAAGUUUGCCAGCAGUAGAAGCCAGCGGGGAAGAACCAGCGGAUAGUAGUAUUUUACCGAAAGUAGAGGCUAACAAGGACGAAACAACGACGUUUGGUGAAACCCAGCUGCCAGCGGAAUCUGUAGCAACAAGUUCUCCGGUAAUCACAAAUGAAGAUCUCACAACGGUGCCAUUAGGUACAAAACCUACAAAUGAACAGUUGACGACGACGGAAGAAUCAUCUACGACACCGGUGAAGGAGGAAAGCGAAGAAUUUCCGUUAGCUGAAGAAAAAACAAAUCUUCCCCCAGUAGAAGCCAAUGAAGAAGAGCCAGUGGAUAGCAAUAUUUUACCGAAAAUCGAGACGAACAUGGACGAAACAACGACGUUUGGUGAAACCCAGCUGCCAGCGGAAUCUGUAGCAACAAGUUCUCCGGUAUUCACUAAUGAAGAUCUCACAGCGGUGCCAUUAGGUACAGAACCUACAGUUGAACAGUUGACGACGACGGUAGGCGAAACCCACCUGCCAGCGGAAUCUGUAGCAACAAGUUCUCCGGUAAUCACAAAUGAAGAUCUCACAACGGUGCCAUUAGGUACAGAACCUACAGUUGAACAGUUGACGACGACGGUAGGCGAAACCCACCUGCCAGCGGAAUCUGUAGCAACAAGUUCUCCGGUGAUCACUAAUGAAGAUUUCACAACGGUAGCACUAGGUACAGAACCUACAGUUGAACAAUUGACGACGACGGAAGAAUCAUCUACGAUACCGGUGAAGGAGAAUAGCGAAAAAAUUCGGUUGCCUGAAGAAGAAACAAGUUUGCCAGCAGUAGAAGCCAGCGAGGAAGAACCAGCGGAUAGUAGUAUUUUACCGAAAGUAGAGGCUAAUAAGGACGAAACAACGACGUUUGGUGAAACCCAGCUGCCAGCGGAAUCUGUAGCAACAAGUUUUCCGGUAAUCACUAAUGAAGAUCUCACAACGGUGCCAUUAGGUACAGAACCUGCGGUUGAGCAGUUGACAACGACGGAAGAACCAUCCGUGAUGCCAGCGGAAAAGGAGAGAGGAGAAGCUCCAGAGCUGGAAGGAAGAACACUGUCAGCAACACCAUCCACAGUGGAAACGGCUGGAGAACCAGUGGAUAGGAAUAGCUUACCGAAAGUGCAAGCAACCACGAAGGAAACAUCAGCAUUAUUUGAAACUCAGUUGCCAUCAAAAUCGGUGACAACGAGCUCUCCAGCAAUCACUAAUGAAGAUCUCACCCCGACAUCAUCACGUCGUGAAUCUACAAUUGAACACUUCACCACAAUGGAAGAGUCAUCAACGAUACCUAUGAAUGAGGAUAACAACGAAAUUCCGUUACCAGAGAAAAAAACAUUUUCGCUAGAUGCAAAAAACAGUGGGAAAAAGCCAGUAGAUAGCAAUAUAUUACCGAAAGUAGAGGCGAACAUAGACGAGAUAGCAACAUUUGGUAAAAGCGAGAUGCCACCAAAAUCGGUAACAACAGGCUUUCCAGUAAUCCCUAAUAAAAAUAUUGCUACAGCAUCUCCACCUAUUGAAUCUAUACUUGGCCAUUUUACACCAACAGAAGGACCAUCAACGUUACCGGUGAAGGAGGACAGUGGAGUAAUUCCAGAUUCGGAAAAAGGAACACUGUCAACAACAUCGUACGCCGAGGAAACGACUGGAGAAGAACCAGUGUCAAAAGCGGAGGCGACCACGGAGGAGGCAACAACAUUAGUUGAAACCCAAAUGCCACUAGAAUCAGUAACAACAGGUUUUCUAGGAAGCCCUAAUGAAGAACUUGUUACAGUAUCCCCACUUGCUGAACCUACACUUGAGCACUUCACAUCAACAGCGGAACCAUCGAUGGUACAGGGCAAGGAUGAUCGCGGAGAAAUGCCAGAGCCACAAGAAACAACACCUUUAGCAACACCGCAUGCAGUUGGAAAGAGUGGAGAAGAACCAGUGGGUAGCAAUUUACCUAAAGUACAGGCGAGCAAGGAUGGAGCAACAACGUUAGCUAAGGAGCAAACAGAGUUAGAAUCGGUGAGAGCAAGUUCUCCAUCCAUUGAUAAUGGAGAUCUUACAAAACUAUCAUUACGUCCGGAAUCUACGACUGAACAGCUGACAAAGACGGUAGAAUCAUCCACGAUACCGCUGAAGGAAGAUAGCGGAGAAAUUCCGGGCCAGGAACAGAAAUUACCUUUAUCAGUGACACCAUCAGAAGCGGAAGCGAGUGGGAAUGAACAUGUGGGCAUCAAUAAUUUGCCCGAAGUGGAGGCAAACGUAGACGAAACAACAACAGUAAGACAGGUGCCAUCGGAAUCGAUAACAGUAGGUUCUCCAGUAAUCGCUGAUGAAGAGCUUACAAUGGUACCGUCACGUCCUGUAUCUACACCCACAAUCCCAGUGAAGGAGGAAAGCGGAGAAAUUCCGGCACCCGAAGAGAAAACGCCUUCGUCAGCAACAUCACUAACAGUAGAAGCGAGCGGAGAAGAAACAGCAGACGGCAGUAAUUUACCGGAGGUGGAAGCGAAAAUGGACGAAACAACAGUAGUGGAGGCAACCGGCGUGCUGACAGCAUCAACGACAAAAGCUUCUUCUUUGGAUAGCCACAUCGAAGUUGCUGCUAGCCCGUCUUCAUCUUUUUCUAGUUUUACAGAAGAGCAGCUAAGAACAACUUGGGAGUCGUCGACACCAACAGCAACUGGAAGAACAACUGAAACAGGUGGAACAAUUCAGGAACUCAACGAAAAAAUACCUUCGUCGAUAACAGUUUCCGCAGAGGAAGGGAUUGAGAGAAAACCAGUGAAUACCAAUAAUGCACCAAAAGUGGAGGAGCAUAUGGAGGAAACAACGGUAGUGGCCGAAACUCAGAUGCCAUCAGAAUCAACGGCAAGAGAUUCCUUUUUUUCAACUAAUCACGAAGACGUGGCAAGCACAUCUUCAUCUUUUACUGAUUCCACAACUGAACAAUUUAGCACGGCAUUGGAAUUGUCUUUAGUAGGAAUGAAAGAAGCAAAUGGGAGAAAUCACCAUCUUGUAGAAAACGUAACUUCCUCUAUAACACUGCCAACAAUAGAAAAAAGUGAGCAAGAUCACGUUCAAAGCGAUAAGUCGCCGGAAGUAAAACCUAUCAUAGAGGAAACAGCAGCAGGAAGCCUAUCCCCGGAUUCUUCAGAACUGGUGACCAGAACUCCCUCAGAUAACCGUGAUGAUGGGUUGAAGACUUCAUCUCUAGCCUCUUUCGUAUUUGAAACCGAGGAAUCUGGAACGACGUUAGAAACAUCGACGCUACCAGGAACGAAAGCUCUUGGGAGAAUUCCCGAAUUUGAAGAAAAAGGAGUGAGGCCAACUGAAUCGUUAAUGGAAGAGGAGAGUGUUGAGGAACCUACUAAGAUCAACAAGUCGUGGAAUGUGGAAACAAGCUUGGACGAAACUAACAAUGCUGUACAACCAGGAAAUCAAGAUUCUGCAAGUUUUCCACCUAAGUUAGUUUCCGAAGUUACUACUCCCGUCGAGGAAACUUUGGUGCCAACUUUACCAGCUUUCAUUAGGUCAAGUUCCAAUGGAACGUCAUUGCUAUUCGAUCAUGGAACAACGUCCACGACAGAAAGUCAUUUAGAUGUAUCUGAAACGAGUGCAGGAAUGACAGAUGGAAGCACAGACGAUUUUGAUGACAUAACUGAGUCUAUUUUUAAUGCAUCCAUCAUAGAUCAUGGACACAGAGCUAGUCUACCAAUCAACGUUGGGUUUGUACCAGGCUCUGAUCCAGAUUCUCUUACUUCUGUUAGCGGAGAAGAAGAGCAAGAAAUCGGUAAAACGGUAAAAUUUUUCGUUACUCUAACCUUUUUUACAGUGUUUCGAGGUGCAAGCCAGUUAAAGGAAAUUUCACAUAACCAGUACACCAUGCCGGUUUACCGGUGA